Molecule: messenger RNA, 7457 nt
Organism: Cryptotermes secundus
Lineage: Eukaryota; Metazoa; Arthropoda; Insecta; Blattodea; Kalotermitidae
Gene: Esyt2
Product: extended synaptotagmin-3
Exons: 20
Coding region: 236-2887 (883 amino acids)
Biological process (GO): lipid transport
Molecular function (GO): lipid binding
Source: RefSeq, a predicted model, not a curated record
UGCCGCUGAGGUUGGUGUGUGCUCUGUGUAUUGGUCUCUGACGUCUAUGACUCAUUUGCGUUAAAAUUAGUGAUUACGUUACUAAUAUGCCACAGACCGAAGAGAGCGAAGAGAGUGGGUGUGCUGUAAGAGGUAGUCUACUACGGCCUAAUUACAAGUGUUGGGUGUGGUAGUGUGGACAGGUGUCUUAUUCGUGCUUUUUGAUGAAUUUUGUAGGUUGAUUUACGUACCAAAAAUGACAGGAGCCAGUAAGGAAAAAACUGAAUCAAUCGUUCGAAAGAAAAUCGGCGGAACAAGUAUCUUAAGUGUGUUAUAUAGUUUUGCAAAAAAGAUCAGCACAGUUGCAAUCGUGUAUUUGAUAGGGUAUUUUGAAUUCAGUGCUGCAUGGUUAAUUGGUCCAGUGGUUUUGUCUGUAAUCCGAGAGGAGUGGAAGAAAGAGAAUGAAUUGAGAAGGAAUGUUGCCAAAGCAGCAGCUUUGUGCAAUGAAAAAGAAGUCAUACUAGCUCGAGUUGACGAUUUGCCUUCAUGGGUGUUCUUCCCAGAUGUAGAAAGAGUUGAGUGGCUUAAUAGGAUUUUGCGUCAGGUGUGGCCAAAUGUGAAUCAUUAUGCCAAGACAUUAAUCAAAGAUGUAAUUGAACCUAAUGUGCGCACCAGCCUGGAAGCAUACAAACUGAAUGGAUUCCGUUUUGAAAGAAUGAAUCUUGGCAGUAUUCCCCUGAGAAUUGGAGGAAUCAAAGUAUAUGAUCGCAAUGUAUUACGUAGUGAGAUAAUUAUGGACAUGGAUAUCUUCUAUGCUGGUGAUUGUGAUAUAUCAUUCACUGUUGGAGGCAUUAAGGGAGGCAUCAAAGAUUUCCAGAUCCAUGGUAUGAUGCGAGUGGUAAUGAAGCCACUUAUCACAUCAAUGCCAUUGGUAGGAGGCCUUCAAGUGUAUUUCCUCAAUAAUCCAACCAUUGACUUCAAUUUGGUUGGUAUGGCAGAUCUUUUGGAUAUGCCUGGUCUGAGUGACAUUCUACGCCGUGUCAUUGUGGAACAAGUGGCUAGUAUGAUGGUGCUGCCCAAUAAAUUGCCCAUUAGAUUAAGUGAUGAUGUUCCUGCAACAGUUCUUAAGAUGCCAGAACCAGAGGGUGUGUUGCGUGUACAUGUUGUGGAAGCAAAGCAGCUGAUGAAGAUGGACAUUGGUGUUCUGGGCAAGGGCAAAUCUGAUCCAUAUGUCAUCAUCACAGUAGGAGCCCAGGAGUUCCGCUCUCAGACAAUUAACAAUACUGUGAAUCCAAAGUGGGACUUCUGGUGUGAGAGCAUCGUGUAUGAGUCGCAAGGCCAGGCGUUGGAGGUGCAUCUGUACGACGCAGAUGAUUUGUCCAAGAAAGAUGAGAGACUAGGCAGAGCAACUGUGGAUGUGAGUAGUGCAGCCAAGAAUGGACAAGUUGAUUUGUGGAUGACUUUGGAAGGCGUUAAAAGUGGUAUGGUCCAUUUACGUAUGACUUGGCUAACAUUGAGCUCAUCUCUUAUGGACCUUAAAGCAGCAAUAGCAGAGAGACAGCUGUUACAUCUUACUUCUAUGAGCACAGGAUUGCUUAUGGUGUUCAUAGAUUCAGCAAAAAAUUUGCCAAAUGCCCGCCCAUUGAAGAAACCUAAUCCAUAUGCUCAGUUGUCUCUAGGAAAGCAGCAAGAGAUAACUAACGUUCAGUUGAAGACUGGGGAUCCUGUGUGGGAGCAGGGCUUCACAUUCCUGGUGAACGACCCAGACUCAGACACUUUGCAUGUAAAGGUAAUUGACCAGAAGACUACGCAGGAAAUUGGCUACUUUGUAUACAACCUAAUAUCCCUUGUUGACAAACUGGAUUUACAGGUGGAUAGCCAGCCUUAUCGUCUUACAAAAUCUGGGCCAGACAGUAAGAUUAAUCUCUCUCUCAAAAUGAGGAUACUGAAAUAUGAAGGACCAAAAGAAGAUGUGAAAGAGGAGGAGAAUGAAGAAGGGGACAGUCAAAUGGAACUACAGCAACAGUCACCACUUGAACGAGGAGAUUCAGUCAAGAAGCCUGAUUCAUCCAUAAGUACAGCACCUUCAGAACCAAGUACUCCUGUGAGAAUUUCAAAGCAGGAAUCAAAGGACUCAAUACAGAGUGGCUCAUCCAGUUCAUUUCAGCAGCCAGUUGAAGAUUUGAUUACAUUGUCUGAGGCACCUUCUGUUGUAGAAGGUCCUCCAAGUGGAGAUCUCCGCAAUCGUGCUCNAAAUAUUAAUGAUAAUGGAACAACUGUUACUUUUAGCAGUAAUAGAAUAUAUACAACACUGCUUUGGAAACUAGGAAGAAUACAUUUAAACAGGAGUGCAAAUGACAUCCCCACUGUACUUGGUAAUUUUCUUCUUAAAUUUAAAAAGAAUGUACAUGUGCAUACACCCACACACACAAUACAGAGAGAGAGAACGUUAGAUAAGUUACAUUUUGAUGUGUUUUGUUUUUGUAGGUCAUCGGGUGAAGCAGGAUUGGGUCGCAUCCAGUUAACAAUACGCUACAGCAUUCAGCGCCAGAGGCUUGUUGUGGUAGUGCACAAAGUUGCUAACCUGCCUUUGAGAGACCCAACAAAUAUACCAGAUCCCUAUGUGAAGUUAUAUCUGCUACCUGAAAGGGCAAAGGACUCUAAGCGGAAAACGGAGACAAUGAAGGACAACUGUAAUCCAGUAUAUGAUGAAACAUUUGACUAUAUUCUGUCACAAGGAGAACUGAACUCUCGACAACUGGAAGUGUCUGUCUGCACUCAUAAAGGAUGGUUCUCAUCCCAGAGUCCUGUCAUGGGUCAGGUGAUUGUGAAGCUGGGAGAACAGGACCUGACAAAGGCUAUUACAUGCUGGUAUGACUUGCAGCCUGAGAGCCCCAAGGAUGACUAAACGAUAAUGGUUUGUCUUGUGGUUGGACACUGUGUUAAGUGUGUUCUUUGCAUUUUAUUCUUUUGCAAUUUUUGCUAGUAUCUCUCAUGUUUGUACUCAGUACACUUUGAUAGCUACAAGUACAGACCUGCUUAUGAACGAAAAUAAAAUAUUCAGGUAUUUGCAUGAAAAGUGCACGCUUUUAACUUCAGUACUUUCCAGAGGUGUAGCUUAAAAAAAUCUGAAGGUGGCAAAAGCUUAGAUAUAAUGAAUUUAUGUUACAUCUUCGACUGCACAGUCUGCAUCUUUUAUAAUUGAGAUUAACCAGAGAGUAAUAUCAGAGUGGUUCUGAAGACUAUAAUAUUAUGGUACUCAAGUAUGUUAAAUAGAAUUCUAGAUAUUUCUGAUGAUAAAUAAUUUAGAUCUAUAUACUGUGCAUUGUAAGGAAAAAGUUCUAUUUAAAAGUUACUAAAGUAAAUAAUGUAUAAUUUUGCAUUUUUUGCACUGUAGCUUAGCUUUUAUAUUCUUAGAACAUUAGUUAUGAAACUCUGUAUGGGUAGAAUUUCAGGGAUUUUGUGUGUAAAGGGUGGCCUUACUUCAAGAAAAAAAAAAGUUAUUCUCCAUUGUUGUGGAAGAUUGCAUUUAAUUUGUGAUAUAAAUAACAUUUUUUGGGGGGAAUAUUUUUGUGUAUGAGGUCAAAUUAAAAAGUGAAGGCAAUUAAUUUAUAAAACUCUUGACCAUGUCAAAAUGUUCUCCCAGAGUUAUGAAAUCAAUUCUGUAUUCAUACAAGUUUAAAUAUGACUCUGGUUGUCAGCAUGUUUAGUGUGUUUCCUACAGUUUGAGUGUAAACAUGAUUGUUUUUGGUGUGAACCACUGAUGACCAACAUACUGUGACUCAGCUUUGUUCAAAUAGUUUGAAAACUUAAAUCUGAGCUCUGCCAUUGUGCACUGUAUAGUAUGGACCUUGCCCCAUAUGACUGUCACGUUGUUUGUACUGCUGAAAUGUAUUACAUGGAUGCUGGUUUUCAGAGCCUAUAAGAGCUGCUGUAUACUAGGCUUCUGGAACAUAUGAAAAUGUUCUCAGAUGCUGUCAGCAAGUGGUGGACUAAUGAAACAAGUCUUUGGAGAAGCAGGGGGAUUAUAUUGAAAAAUGGCAAUAACCUGUUUGUCUUUUGGUCUUUUGUGGGAUUUAGUAAAGGAGUAAGAACAUAUUGCAUUAGUUUUUUUUUUUUAAUUUUAAUUGUAUUUAAUAACUGGAAGAGUGCAGUUUUUCUUAGGAGGGGAGAGGAUUAGUUCUGUUGCUUUUCCUUCUUUUCCCUCAACCUGAAAGCGCUUCAGUCUGAGAUCAUUUUUGCUGUAGAUCUUUACAAAGUUCAGGAGGACUUGGGGUUUUGUCCAACAUCAGAGUAUGAAGGAAACAACUUUUGAAGAAUUCAGACGGAUUUCAAAUUCAACUGGUAGUAGCAGUCUUAUCCAAUGACUUAACAUUUGUUGGUCUGGUGAAUCUGAAACUGCUAUGCAGAACAUGUCCCUCACAUUCAGCAAAAGCUAUUGCUUAUUCUUGUAACAUAAUUAAUUAACUUAUUUUUUACUGUAAGCAGUUUGAAAGUGACUGGCCUGUGAACAGAGGACAUUAAAUAUAGAUAGCAGUAGAACAUCACAUACAUGUGAUGGUUAGAUUGUGUUAUGCACUCUUCCAGGAUUUAAACUAUAUGCCAUGACAGUAGAUUUUGAAAUUUACAAAAUUCAUGAAUUAUAUACUGAAAUUCUACCAUUAAUUCUAUUUUAUAGUUGUAUCAUUGCAUAACUCAGCUGCUGCAGGAUUAUAUUCUGAUAGUGCGCAUAUGUGGCGCUUUGAUAGGCUUAUUCUGACUAGCUUUUCUGUUAAAUAAUGUUACCUCCCUUUCCAGCCUGAAAAUGAAAAUUUGGCUUCAUUUUACAUUAUAGCAUAGUGUGUUAUGUUAAAUGUAUGAGGAAUAUUGAUUUUUAAAAUAAUCUUUGAUCAUUUUAAGUGGAUUCUUUAAUAUGCACAUCAAAACAAAUUAUUUAUUCCUAACAGAACUGUAGUUUUAUGACACCCAUCCGUGUAUUUUUUUCAGCAAAUUUUAUUAUAUGUAAUAUGUUGAAGAAUAAUGGCUGUUGGAGUAUUAAUGUAAACAGAGUUACAGCAAGUUUAUGAACUUCUUUACAGUGGUGAAAUUACAUUUAUGAAUUUGAUUACAAGCUUGUCAACAUAAUAUCUAUUUCUGUUUAUACUUAACCAUAUACAACGCUAAAAAGAUAAUCUUGUAUAGGAGGGACAUGAUUGUUAAAUGUCUGUAAUAAUUAUGACUGAUUGUUUUGGUUUUCACGCAGUAAUUUAAUAUUUUGUUUAAUAUACAACACAAUUAUUGACUGGAAUAGGAAUGGACAGUUUGCCUAAUUACAGUGAGAUCAAAAUUUUGCUAUAUAUUCUGUGCUAUUAUAUUUUGAACAUUUAAAUAACAUUUUAGUAGGACAUGAAUAUACAAUAUAUUGAAGCCUGAUAUGUCAGUAUCGUGGGCCAAAGUAUUUCAUGGAUUUGUCGUUUUAAGUGUUAUUGAACACUUCUAAUGUUCUGAUAGACACUUGUCAGUCAUUUGAAAUAGGUUGAAAACAUAAAAACAACACACACAAUAAUGUUGUCCAUUUCGGGGUCUUCAGUAUUUAAUACUGAAAAUCAUGAAAUGGAGAGCCAUUAAUGCAAAAACGAAUAUAAAUUGCUUUGAAAUAAGGUAGCAUUCUACAUUGAUAAUGUGAAGCUUAAGACUGUGUUGUACUUUGUAAUUUAUUUUGCAUUUAAUAUGUGAUUAGAGAUUGUUUUGUACAUACAUUUUAAUCAUUAUAGGAGCAGGUUAUGUAUAUGGUCCUAAAAUUUGGUGACAGUGUCGUGUAGUAUCAUUGGGUAUUUUCUUUGGGCAUUACCAGUUGUCCGUGUUUUAAAGUUUAAAAUUCAGAGAACUAUGAUGUUUUUGAAAUUGGCUGUUUCUCUUUUCAUGUAAAACGGAUGAUUGAAAGAUGAUAUGCAUACUCUUAAAACUAUAAUAUUUACAAUUAGAUUUUAAAACGCUGACAGUUUAUGAUAUCCAAAGAGUAUGCCCUAUCAAGUUACAGUACAAAGACAAUAUUAUGAGAAUUUAUGAAAUUAGUAAAAAUGCUCAUUCAAAUGGAUGCAAUGCGAACAAAAUUUAUUGUCUUAGAGGAGAUGGAAUAUUUAUUAGUGUAAAUUACAGCACACAUCUUCUGAUUGACACUUCAGUGUGCCUGAAAGAGAAAUAUGUGAAGUAAUAAAAAUCAAAGAAAUGUUACGCAUUACACCACAGUGACACAAGGACACAUCUAAUUCUCAUCUUAUGCAAUAGAGUUCAUAUUUCAUAAAUUUAAAAAGGGCUGAAAGAGUCACUUCUGUCAGAAAUAUUGAAGUUAAAGUGUCUGUCUUUAAAUGUGCCUAUGUUUUCAGUUUUGAAGUUUUUUAAUGGGCUUUACAUAUCUGUGAUUUUUUCUUGUAAGUUUUGAAUAUGCAUUGUUUGUAAAAAGUGUUUAUAAUUUGCAGUUAUUUGCCAGUAACAUAAAUAUUAAAAUAUGUAAAUUUGUAAUUCCUAUUCAUGACAAGAAUUUAGAUCUAAAGCAUACAUCUUAACAAAAUAUUUCUCUGAAUAUGUUGUUUUAUUAGUGAGUAAUGUAGUUAUUCUGUCAAAAAUCUGUUAUUCAUGCUCUUCACCCCUGGCCACAUAAAAUCUUCCUCUUCCAGCUUCAGCUUCCAGUCUCAGUCUUGAGCAACCAAUAUCUCUUAUUCCCCUUGGUGUAGAUGGAAGGCUUGUUUUUGUAUUCGCAUAUUAUCCAUAUGCAGAUGUUCUAGCUGCCAGACUGUGGACUUAUACAUGCAUUUCAGGCCCACAUAUUUUCAGAAGUUUGUGCUUUGUAGUGAUUAAUGGGCAGUUUUUCAUGACAGAAUGUCCAGCAUUGUUGGUUAUAAUUUUAUAAAAGGAUAUAAUGUAGCAUGACUGUGAUGUUCACAAACUAAAAUAGACCUAAAUAGAAUUCUACAGCAAGAUCAGAGUGCAAAUUAACCUCAUGUUUGCUCUUAUUGUUUCUUUCACUAUUAUAAAUUGAAGUGUUCUGCUGUGUAGAUGGCAGUGUUGCCUGUAAAUUCAACAGUUUUACUUGAUAUAUGGAGUUCAUAAUAGUAGUUUCUUAGAGCAAAUUUCCACACUGAAUAAUAGUAAAAAAAUUAUGUCUUAGGUAUGUGUGAAACUGAAAGGUAAGGAGGAGAUAUAUAUAUAUUUAUAAUAUAGGGAUGAAAUACAGGCAUUGCUUUUGGUGUCCUAAUUCUGACUACCUGAUGCAUAUUAGCUAACAUUCUCAUAACAGCCAACUGUUAUUUGUCUUCUCAAGCAUUGUAAGUUCCAUUUCUUAUUAUUUAUCCCAGAUUUGAAGAUAUUUUUGUAAAAUAAUUACUAAACGGCUAUAUCAUCAUAACAUUUCUUGUGUGAUCGCAUGAUCCAUGAUUGUGUCUGUCCAAAUAUAUGUUAACAAUGUGCUGUAUUUUGCAGUAAAGUUUAUUUGACGUGAA